CAAUCUCAUCAAAUUCAUAGACUUUUCUUCUCUCUCUCUCUCUCUGUCUCUCUCUCUCUCUCUCACUUCACAGUUACGAGUUCAGACAAAGAAGACUCAUCAUUUCCAUAGAUCCGGAGCUCUCUUUCUCUCUCUCUCCUAACACUUUCUCUCUCUUGGGUGUCCUUCAAAAAAAUGUCUUGGGUCUCAGUUCUUGCGUAUCUGUUGCUGCUGCUAUCUGUGUGCACUGAAGCUUCGGUUCACGAUUACAGGGGUGAGAGUUUCGUGGUCAAAGGAAACGCCUUUGUUGUCCAUGGAGGCAGCGAAGGAAUUUACUCAUCUGUUCCCAAUCUCAACGACACUUCCAAAGCCUCAAAUGGCGACUCUUAUAUACGGUUUGAAAGGAUCACAUUCCGUAGAAACAAGGAAUUCUCUAACUUUAGCUCGUGGCCGAUUCAAGCUGUUGUUUUUGAAGUUGAAGAUAGAGAGACAAUUGGUGGUUCAGCUUAUGGGGGUCAAAGGGCUGUCUGUUGCACUGGUGAUCUAGCAAAAUUGGGUGUGUGUGCUGAAGGACAGGUCAUUCACCGCCCUUCCACGGAGAAUCCUGAUUGGCCUCAAGUUUUUGGUGUCCCUUUUAACGUGGAUGAUGAAGUAGCAGUGCUGCCGUUAAAAUCUAUACAAAUCACAAAAACUGGGAUGUAUAACUUGUAUUUCAUCCAUUGUGAUCCAAGGCUUAAAGAAUUGGUUGUAGAAGGAAAAACUGUGUGGAAAAAUCCAUCUGGUUAUCUGCCUGGUAGAAUGGCACCUAUGAAAAUUUUCUACCAGUUCAUGUCGUUUGCAUUUAUUUUGCUUGGGAUCUUUUGGUUCUCUCAAUAUGCUAGAUUUUGGAAGGAAGUAUUUCCACUGCAGAAUUGCAUUACCCUAGUGAUAACCCUGGGCAUGUUUGAGAUGGCUCUGUGGUAUUUUGACUAUGCUGAAUUCAGUGAGACUGGAAUCAGGCCAACUGGGACAACUAUAUGGGCAGUCACCUUUGGUACUGUUAAGCGGACAGUAGCACGUUUGGUCAUUUUAAUCGUCUCAAUGGGCUAUGGUGUUGUGAGACCUACCCUUGGCGGGCUCACAUCAAAGGUGGUUAUGCUUGGAGGAACAUUCUUUCUCGCAUCUGAAGUUCUUGAAUUGGUAGAAAAUGUUGGUGCAGUAAGUGAUCUUUCUGGAAAGGCAAAACUGUUUUUGGUUCUUCCCGCUGCAGUAUUGGAUGUUUUCUUCGUUCUUUGGAUUUUUACUUCACUCUCUGCAACAUUAAAUAAGCUUCAGGCCAGAAGGAUGAUGAUAAAAUUGGAUAUUUAUAGGAAGUUCACUAAUGCUUUGGCAGUAGCUGUGAUCGUAUCUGUUGGCUGGAUAUGUUAUGAGCUUUAUUUCAAAUCAAAUGAUAUAUACAACGAGCAAUGGCAGAGUGCAUGGAUCAUCCCAGCCUUUUGGCAAAUUCUGUCUUUCUCUCUCUUGUGUGUUAUCUGUGCUCUUUGGGCACCAUCUCAAAAUUCAACACGAUAUGCUUACCGUGAUGAUGGGAGUGAUGAGUUUGACAGGGAUGAUACUACUUUGACCCUUAUAAAACCAUCGUCUAUUUCUUCAAAGGAUGUUCGAAGUAUGCCAGAUGCUAGACCAGUGCAAGCCAGCAACGUAAAUUCAAAUGGUGAUUUGGAAGAAGACAAGAUAGAAUAAGCUACAAUAUUGCUCUGUUUCUGUACUUUUAUUGCAUCCGUCCUGAUAAUUAGCUCUGUGACUCUUCUUUUUAUUCUUUUAUUUAGUUCAUUAGUCUUCUUUGUUGUCAUUCGUUGCAUUUUCACGCAGCACUUCCUUACGAGAUUUGGAGUACAUGAUAAAAUAGUUAAUUCUUGUUCCUGUGAUGCCAGUGUAUAAUGGUA
Messenger RNA from Gastrolobium bilobum, 1904 nucleotides. RefSeq lists its product as uncharacterized. The record is from RefSeq and is a predicted model, not a curated record. Gene Ontology annotation, cellular component: Golgi apparatus; membrane. The transcript has 5 exons. Gene Ontology annotation, biological process: transport. Lineage: Eukaryota; Viridiplantae; Streptophyta; Magnoliopsida; Fabales; Fabaceae. The coding region runs from base 175 to 1701 and encodes 508 amino acids.